This is a messenger RNA of Jaculus jaculus (lesser Egyptian jerboa), 1168 nucleotides long. Its product is annotated as actin-85C-like. The transcript is spliced from 9 exons. The coding region runs from base 2 to 1168 and encodes 388 amino acids. NCBI's taxonomy places the organism in Eukaryota, Metazoa, Chordata, Mammalia, Rodentia, Dipodidae. The record is from RefSeq and is a predicted model, not a curated record.
GAUGCUUCAGAGGAGAACCCACAGGCCUGGCCGCUUUGCAGACAACGUGGUGAACAACGUGCCUCUCAUCUGUGACUAUGGCUCUGGGUUCAGCAAGGUGGGCUUUGCAGGAGACGAGGCCCCCGUCGCUGUCUUCCCCACCGUCCUUGGAAAACGGAGGCAUGAUAACCCGCUGGUGGGGAUGCAGGAAGAAGACUGGUUCAUUGGCGAGGAGGCCUGGGAGAAACAAAGGAAGAUCAUCCUGCAGUACCCCAUCUCACGAGGAACCAUCACCAACUGGGACAAUCUGGAGAAGAUCUGGCAUUACUCCUUCUACAAGAUCCUCCACAUUGGCCCCGAACAGCAUCCUCUGUUGUUGACGGAGCCACCGUUGAACAACAUAUCAGUUAAAGAGAGAAUAUCUCAGGUUCUCUUCGAGACCUUCCACGUCCCCGCCCUGUACCUGGCCAACAAAGGAGUCCUUUCCCUGUACGCUGCCGGAACAACUUCUGGGACAGCCAUUGAAUCUGGAGAAGGAAUGACAUACUUUGUGCCCAUCAUCGAUGGCUGUCCUUUGCACAAGUCAACCUCCCAGCUGGAUGUAGCCGGCCAAGACCUGACUGUGUACCUCCUGAAACUGUUGACACACAGCGGGAACAUACUGGUAGGCCCAGCCGCCCGGGAGUAUGCCAGGGAACUGAAAGAGAAGUACUGCUAUGUGGCAUUGGACUUUGGCAUGGAACUGGAGAAAACCCAAUUGCCUUCCUGCCGAAAGAAAUUUCAGCUGCCCGAUGGCAAGGAAAUCACCAUGGGCCAGGAGAUUUUCAAGUGCCCAGAGGGGCUGUUCAAGUCCAACCUUAUGGGGAGAAGCACCCUGGGGAUCCACAUGGCAGCCCACCAGAGCAUCACCUCCUGCGACCGUGGCCUCUGGAAGACCCUCUUUAGCCACAUCAUGCUGUCUGGUGGCACUGGUGCCUGCUCUGGUCUGCAAUUCCGGCUGCAGAAAGAAAUAGCUAAACUGGUUUCCCCGGAGCUGACUGUGAAGGUGUCCACCUCUCCACACGCCAAACACGGUGCCUGGGUUGGUGCUUCCAUCCUGUGCUCACUCUCUACCUUCAAGGACAUGUGGUUUACACGGAAUGAGUACCUGGACUUCGGCUCUUCCAUAAUCAGUAGGAGAAGAUUCUGA